UGUGCCUUUACCCAUGACAAGAGUUCGGAAUCCUUUUUGACUCCCAGGGAAACAAAUUUGCUAAACUUUACCUAUCAGGUGAAAUUAACAACAGGUGGAAAGAUGUCAGAGCCCACCAAGCAAGAUAUUUCCACAAUUUUCAAACGACUACGUUCCCUUUCUACGAAUAAGGUGAGAGUUGAUAAGCGGUGUCUUGAUAUGCUCUCGUUCUUUAACUAGGAAGUAGCGCUAGCUAGCUUCAGAGCGAGGGGAAAAAUGACACGUCGCACUGUUUUGCUGGGCAAGGGAAGAUGCGUCGUAACAAAUGCACAUGGAAAAGCUUUGAACCACGUAUGCCCAUUGCAUGUCCUCCUGCCAAAGGAGAUUUUUGCAGUGUUUAAGAAAUUAUUUGUUAACGUGCGCAGUUUAAAUAGAACGAUAUAUAGGACAUCCUGGACAGCCACGCCGAGCCAGCUGUCAUGUGGCAUGAUGACAGUUGGAUCAAAGAUGGUACUUUAAGAACUCUGGUUGGACAGUCCAUUACAUUACCGUCAGUGUAUUUAUUCUAAAUUAUAGAUCGCUGGUAAAUGUUGACUCGUGGACACCACAAAGACCUCACACCGACGUAAACAAUACCUUCUGCUCAUAAACUGUCGAUUCCAGCUGUUUCCGUCUGCUGUUUAGGCCUACAUUAAACGCGACGAUGUUGCAACCGCAAGCAUCGAAAAGCUGUUUUGGAAACAUUGUUUACACUAUAUUGCAACAUGUGUAACUAGUUAGCUUAAAUCUACUUUUGGUUAAUGUUGGCGUUCUCUUAAUAUGCGGACAAGUAGAGGCAAUUAAAAAAAAAACGAUUUGUUUAGACAAGAAAGGAAUAGUAGUAUAAAAUAAAUAAAUAUAUAUACAUACAUACAUCCAUGCAUACAUACAGUAUGAGGUCAAUAUUUUGCACUUCAGACCUCCACGCUACUGGGUUGCUUCAUUGUUAGUGUUUCGCUAUCUAUUUGGCAUGCGCUCAUAUUAACUUGCUUAUCAAUGUCCCCAUAGACUUAUCACUGCAUAAAGGGGACAGCGAACACCUUGUCUGUAUUCAACUCACAUGUUGCUUAACUUCUUUUCUAUUACAGGCGUGCUUUGACUGUUCAGCUAAGAAUCCUAGUUGGGCCAGUAUCACCUAUGGAGUGUUUCUCUGUAUAGACUGCUCAGGAACACACAGGUCAUUAGGAGUGCACCUGUCAUUCAUCAGGUAAGGAGCAAUGAAUGAAAAACAACAUUUGUCGCCUACCCCAUAGGCACUUGUCAGGACUGGAUGGGUCUAAUGUUUAACUGCUAUAUUACUUAGACCUAUCCUGUUCUUUCAGAUCUACACUAGUGGGUAGGUGCUAGCGGUUGUUUCUGGACAGGGCCAUUGGCUUCAUACAACAUGCAGUUUAGACACAUUAUGGCCCGAUGGAGUGUUCAGAACCAGAACCAUGUACUGUUUGUUUCAGGUCUACUGAGUUGGACUCUAACUGGUCCUGGUACCAGGUGCGAUGCAUGCAGGUGGGCGGCAACGCCAGCGCGGUGAGUAAAGCCAUCCACGGUGGGCACUGACUGGUGGGCAGCCACAUCCCAACCUGCUGUGUUGUUAAGCGCUCAGAGGGUUGUACUAGUAGUUCUGUUUCUGACUGCAUGAGUGAGCAUUAUUUCUAUGAGACCUGUAUGAUGUAUGCAAUACUAUUAUAACGCCUUUGUAUUACAGACAAUGUAUAAUUCAAACCAUUUCCCCCCGUCUCUCAGAAUGCCUUCUUUGCCCAGCAAGGCUGCACGUCCAAUGCCGCCAACACCAAGUACAACAGCCGAGCCGCUGCGCUAUACCGCGAGAAGAUCAAGAUCUCGGCCACGCAGGCCACAAGGCGCUUCGGCACUGAGGUACCACACACAUCCAUCCAGACGUUCCACUGGGCAAAAAUGGAUUUAGUCAACAUUGGUUACUUGUUAUACUGUCUUUAACAACAUAAUCGUGUCGCAUCAACAUGGCUGAAUGAAUGAUUGUGUACAUAGGUCCUUAUAGAUGCCAAUGAAUCCUCUGUUUUCGUUUCCCUGCAGUUGUGGCUGGACAGCCAGGCCCCACUCUCUCCAACAUCUCCCGUCAAUAAGGAGGAGGAUUUCUUCAGUAUGCACACACAGGUGUGUGUGUGCACUUCCCUAAGUGUGUGUGUGACUGUUAGACUGUUAAUACUUAUUUGUUUGAAAUUGUACAAGGUUAUGGGUGUGUGCAUGUUGUUUACAUGGUCUUGUUCCUUACCUUGCGUAUUUUAGCAGGCAUUCCCUGAUGAUCGUAGCUCCGCCCAGCCUAAUAUAACAAGCUCAGCCCAGAUGAAUCUAAGCCCCACCCCAGUAGAGGAACCAUCUACAAAAGAAACCGAGAGAGACAAAAACGGUGCACCUCUACGUCAAUAUUUACACUAGAAACACACACACAUAUACACUUGCAUCUGUGUGUCCAUGUCGUCUAUGCCCUCAACUCUUUCUGUCUUCAGGUAAUACAGAGGGUCCCAGUGUUGACGUGCUAAGUGUGUCUCCUAAAGAAUCCUUAGGUAAGAGGACCAAGAGCUUAUGCCCUAGAGACUUAAGAGAUACUCAACUAGAACCUUAAGCGUUAGGAGGACAUUAAAUAUCUGAGCCUGGGUCAGUAGCUCUUAGCAGUUUCUAUAAACUGUAUUUCUAAUGCCCACUGUUCCUUCUCCCUUACAGAGUCCUCCUCUCUUCUCAAGAAGAAACCAGCAGGGGCCAAGAAAACCGUAUGUACUCUAUGAAAGUGGACUAGGGAGGUAAUGUUCCUCCCCGGUACCUAUGUGUGUUGUGCUCUUGAAUGUGAUUAAGAGUGAAUUUGGUGAUGCUUAACUUGCAUUGGGCUAUGUUUGUGUGUGUGUGUGGGGGGGGGGGGGGGGGUGCUUUAGUGUGAAUAGACUGUAUACAUCUCUUAUGGAUGUUGUUUGUCAGUAGAUUAGUAGGCACGUAUUCACGUCGGUGUCCUGUGUUUUGUCUCAGUUGGGCGCUAAGAAAGGUGGUCUUGGGGGUAAGAAGGUGAGCAAACAGAGUUUCUGUGACCUGGAGAAGAAAGCACAGGCGGUCGACAAAAUCAAUGAGAGAGAUACAGCACCCACCACCACCAAGAACCGCCCCCAACCAGCAGGGGAAUCCAUGUGAGUCUCUCUGUCUCCAAUUUCAAUUAAAAUGGGCUUUAUUGGCCUGAGACAGAGACAUGUAUAGUAAACAUUACACACACAAGUCUCUCUCUCAAACUCUCUCUCUCGCUUUCUCCAGUGGUGCCUCCAUGAGACUGGCCUAUAAGGAUCUGGAGGAGCAGCAGAGGAGUAACAGAGAGAAGAUGAAGGGGAUGGGAGAGAAGAAGAAGGAACAGGCUGAGAGACUGGGCAUGGGCUUUGGCAGCAGGAGGUGGGGGGAUUGAAUUGAUGGUGGUGGCGGUGAUGAUAAGAGGAUUAGUUUAUUUAUAAACACACUUUUUACAGAUGGCCUAUGUAGCAUAGUUUUAAAGGGGUACUUUACAUUGCAGGGGAUAAGUCACUCACCCCUAACUUUUUGGGCACGCAACCCCAUUUUGCGAACCCACCAUGUAAAAAAAUGUUAUGUAGUCAUCAGCCAAUGUUAACUUUUUUAGUUUGCGCUAUGACAGUCUUAGAAAUCAGUCAGACAGUAUUUUUGGGCAGUAUUUCAAUCUGAAGACUAUGGUUUGAAGUGACUGAAAUGCAUCAGAAGGUUAUUGGGACGUUCAGGUGAUCAUCAGGCAAUAAUGUUGUAUGGUCUUCUGUGUAGAAAGGAACAUCAUCAUUGAUGUUCUUUUUCCCCCAGUCUGAUUUAGUGCCUGGUCUUGUCCACUCAGUUCUAAUGGCUAGUAAAGGGAAACCUUACGUGUUCCUGGGAGUCUUAUCUUUCAGUGACUCUGUUUUAUUUUUGAUUUUUUGAUUUAACCUUUUAUUUAACUAGGCAAGUUGGUUAAGAACAAAUUCUUAUUUACAAUGACGGCCUACACCGGCCAAACCCGGACGACGCUGGGCCAAUUGUGCGCCGCCCUAUGGGACUCCCAAUCACGGCCGGUUGUGAUACAGCCUGGAAUUGAACCAGGGGGUCUGUAGUGACGCCUCAAGCACCGAGAUGCAGUGCCUUAGACCACUGCGCCAUUCGGGAGCCCAAUCCCGGUCAUAAUAUUUUGUAGUUUAAACGGUUCAAAAGAUAGAGACACAUUGUAAGAAGAAAACAAACCACUCUGUUUAUUACAACCACAUCUAGCGGCAACAGAGGUUAAACUGACAAAACCCUGGUUCAAUGAACCAAGUUCGAAUUUUCUCUCGCGACCCCAUUUUCAAAUCAGGUGACCCCCACAUGUGGUCAUGACCCCUAGUUUGGGAAACACUGAUCUAAAAUAAUUACAUUGUUAUUGGGAGUGAAACAUGUUGUAACCAUUGGAGAUAUUGUGGUAACAAAUACUAUGAUGAUUAUUUGACUCCAUUGUGUCCCUCCCUCCCCCUCUGUAUCUCCCUCUAGUGGAGUGUCUCACUCUGUGCUGUCAGACAUGCACACCAUCCAGCAGGAGAGCCCAGUGGGGUCCAAGCAGCCCACUAAGAGCCGGAGAUACACAGAGAAGGAGGAAGAGGAGACCGACGAAGGCUCCUUUACAUCCAGGUGACCACACCACCUACAAACUCCGGCCACGUUCCAAUACUUUAGCAAUGGAUCAUUCCUUCUGUCAUUCCUUCUUGGAAGUAAUCACUAAUAUGGCUAGCCUGGUCUCAGAUAUUUGUGUUGUCUUGUAAUGGGAGUUGGAAAGACAUCACAAAAAGAUCUGGGACCAGGCUAUGAUCUGGCAGGAUUUGACUCGCCCAAAAAACGAAAUCAGUUACAAUCUAGACUGAGCUCUCUUUUCCAUAUGAACCCCUUCAGGAUGUCGAUGACCAGUUCAAUGACCAAGUUUGAUGACCCGACAGAAUCCUCUGACAAGUUCUUCUCCAAUUGGAACGAGACUGGGGAGUCUGGCUGGAGGAAAGAGAGCAAGGAGCCAGACUUCUACCUGAGCACCAAGAGUUCUUCACAGGACGACAGGUACUAUAUAACUGUUUGAUUUCCAGGGAUGAAAAUACAGAGAUGCAUAUGAAAAAGUAACUUUUUAUUUUGGCCGGAUAAGUCCCCUGAGCCACUAUUUAAUUGUUUUUUUAUAUUUCAAGUUUCUCACUGCAGUUGUUCACUGAAUGCACCCUCCCUCUCUCUCUCUCACUCAUACACACACAGGACUGCAGCCCGGCGGAAAGCAGACCCAGUCCCUGUAUCGGACUCAGGUGAAGCCCGCAAGAAGUUUGGAGAUGUCAAGGCCAUCUCCUCUGACAUGUACUUUGGCAAGCAGGACGACUCUGAGGUAGGCACACUGUCACGGGACACACAACAACAAAGAAAUACAUUUAAAAAAGUGUAAUUGUAAUGCAAAAUUAUUUGAAUAAUUAUCUGUUGUACGAAUGUUCCUACCUUUUUUGACCUGUUUAACUGCCAGUAUCAAAUGUCUGCCAGUGUUGACUGUUAUGGUUAAAGUUUAACGCUAGUCUGUGACAUUCUUACAAGCCUCUCAGGCUGGUGUUUACAGUUCAUUCGGUGUUAAGGUAUUUUUCAGAGAAGGCUGCUUCUGUUCUUGCUGUGUCUCCCUGUUGCAACUUUGCUUUUUGAUUGAUAUUAUCUACAACUACUGUCCUUUUUAUCCACCUGAAAAUCCCUGUUACAGUAAAACCCCUAUGUGUAAUAGUAUGUUCAUUGUUUAGUAUUAGAUAUGUAAUUUGUAGUAUAAAGUAUUAAUGUGGUUGUUUCCAUGCAGUACGAGGCGAAGACUCGCCUGGAGAGGUUCUCUGGGAGCAACUCCAUCAGCUCAGCUGACCUGUUUGAUGACCCAAAGAAACAGACUGGUAGGGAAGCCAACAAGUGUACACUUUGUAGCGGUAUUGUUAGAGGGGUAAAGAUAAAUAUGUUUGUUGGGGCGCCAGGCAGGUAUUAACCCUGCCCAAAGGAAAAGGGUAGGAUAGAUGGAGUAUUGCUACUAGAGUGUAGCCUGUUGGCCAGAUAGCCAGUGGACAGAAAGGAGAAGUUACACACGUUACAGCACAGGGGGAACCCAACCAAUAAUACCUCAUACAAGAAUAAUGACAGAGCAAUUUAAAGGCCACUUCUUAGAAACAAUUAAGAAAGAACCCAGUCAUCAAUCUUAGAGAAUUUGCAAUAUUCUGUAUUAAGUCCCAGUGCAGUGGAGGAGUGAGCUGGGGGUAUGAAUGGGUGUGGGUGUGUUCCCAAAAGAUUACAACCUAGAGCGGUAACACCGCCGAUCGACUUAAACACUUUACCAGCUAAGCACGCUGAAAAUAAACAUGAGAUCUGCAGAGUUGCACACACGAUCAAACUGCCGCGCCAACCGAGAGCUCCCCACAGAGAGCCGGAAGAGCUAUCUUUAUUUCCUUCUGACUGCUGAUGCGCUCUUAAAGUGGCAGCGCACGGUGAAGGCUCCGUGCAGGAUUUCGCCACAACUUAACCAUUCAUAUAAUCACACUUUCAAGUGUACAUUUAACCAAGUGUUCAAGUGAACACCAGGGCUCGUAUUCACAAAGCAUCUCCGAGUAGGAGUGCGGAUCUAAGAUCAGUUUUGCCUUUUAAGAUCAUAAUGAAUUAGACAGGAGACCUGAUCCUAGAUCAGCACUCCUAGUCUGAGAGGCUUUAUGAAUCCAGGCCCUGCAUGUAUACACCAUUUAUCCAUCAGAAGAAUGAUCAUUAUAAAGCAACUGCCACCACCACUGAUGUUACUAACCACCUCUCUCUCCGGGCCCCAUGCAGCCAGCUCAUAUCGUCUGACCAACAUCCUGCCCAGUGCUCCAGACAUGUCCCAGCUGAAGCUGGGGGUCCGCUCUGCGGCCGGGAGGCUGUCGGUCAUGGCCAGUGGAGUAGUCACAUCCAUUCAGGUUUGUGGUUCAGAUGGCCCUGUUGGUUGGAGCUUGGUUGUAGCAGCAGAUUGACUCCCACAUGAGCCACAUACUGAAGUGAAUGCGUUACUGUGACUUUAAGGCAAUUUCAACACAAAGACCCUUUUUAUAUUAUCAAUUUUCCAAUUGGAAAUCCAGUUUCUUGAUGUAAUUACUAUGUAAGUGCAGAGUAACAACAAUAUCAGUGACUAUUUGGUAAAUGUUAAAGGCAUGCUAGAUACAACAUACUGGUUACCAAAGUACAUUGUAUACAAGGGAAACUUUAUUUAAAGGUUACCUGAUUAUGCAGCGUCAACACUCCUCAAACAACUGGUACAGUGUAAGCGGUAGGUUCUUACCUGUUGUGUAUCUUCUUUGUUUCAGGACCACUACAGUACGUGAGUCCUGUGUUAGGACACACACAAUCUCUUAGGUCCCCUGGGUAUUGGAGUCGAUAAACAUCCUGACGAGCGAUGGACACGUACCAAGUUCAGCCAUGCAGGAGAGGGAGAAAGAUGGGCGGAGAGAGAGAAUUAGCAACAUUGUGUAGGCCAGAACAUAGGCUAUAGCUAUAUAUAUAUAUAUGUGUGUGUCUGUGUGUGUGUCUGUGUGUGUGUGUGUGUAUAUAGCAGCUAUUUGAAUAAAAACGACAUUAUCUACAUUGGAGUUAUGUCGAAACAACGUCCUCUAUGAGGUAGAUGUAUGAAGAAAAUGCUUUUCAUUUCAUUACGAAGAACACUUAUUUCCGCAGCUUAUUUCAUUUGUCUCCAGGCCUUUUGGUUUUGAUAUUAAAAUAUGUUUAUAUCAGUGGUAUCCAAAAUACAUUUUUUGUUAUUAUACAUUAUGGUUGUAAUUGAGGGUGACUUAGGUUUUGUGUUCCUUUUCUGCUGUGCAAUUGUUAUUGAAUCAUAUUCCAUCUUGGUCACCUUGGUUUUUAUGUAGCUAUUUGCAAUGAAGGUAUGUUCUGGUAGCGUGAGAGCUUGUCUUUUUCGACAUGCAGUAUGUAAAUCAUUUAGUUAAUUAAUCUGAUGGGUAUUGUUUUAAUUACCUGCCAAAUGCAGAGAGAUGUUGCCAUGUAGGAUACAUGUCUUCAAUUUUAGGGUGCCAUCAAACCAAAAUGCCUGCAACGUGUUUUGCGUGUGCCGAUUCAGGGUUGUCCACUGAAUGUGUGUUUGGGGGGCAGGAUAUGGUGAAGUGGAGAAACAUUGUUAGGUUUUACAUUGGUUGACAGACCCCUAGUCAGGAUGGGGUGCAACAAAAUGUCCCCAUCUCAUCUGUUGGACAUGGUAGUGUAAAUCUGCCAUUUCAUUCACUUGUAUCCUGUACACUGCUCUCUGAAAAAAGCUGUCUGCUGUGGUUUUGAAGCAUUGGUUGCAUUGGUUUGAAAGUGCCCUUAAGCUUAGAAGUGUACUUACAUCUGUCACUCACUUAGGUCACUUGACUGAAGGACCAAAUGCUCACAGGGAUUUCUUUGUGUUGUCAUUGUGUAAUAUAUAAUGUUGUGUGUGUGUGUGUAGACACACUAUGGUAGGAUACGGUCCUAUUCAGUGUAGCGUGAUCUGGUCUGCCUCUCAGCAGCCAAACAUAUUCUCCAUAUUACUCUUGGCUAUCAGUUAAGAUGAAUGAAAGGAGUAGUAUCUUAAUGUACUGUCCCAAUACUCUCAAAGGCUGCGUUUAGACAUUCAGCGCAAUUCUGAUCUUUCUUUUUUUCCUUCACUAAUUGGUCUUUAGGCCAAUCAAAUCAGCUCUGAAAAAGAUCUAAUGUGAAAAGAUCUGUGUAAAAAAAGAUCUGAAUUGGGCUGCCUGUCUAAACGCAGCCAAAUAACCUGUUCUAUUUUCUGUGACUACAUUCCUCUAUGAGAGGAACACAGGACACCCAUCCAAUAAUUUCACCCUUCUGUGGCUAUGAAGGAAAGGAGACAAGGAAAGGAAAUGGGACGUGGCCCUCUAUGUGAUCAAGGACCCAUUGGCUGCCCUUGCAAGGGCCUGA
Molecule: messenger RNA, 8958 nt
Organism: Coregonus sp. 'balchen'
Lineage: Eukaryota; Metazoa; Chordata; Actinopteri; Salmoniformes; Salmonidae
Source: the annotation of a GenBank genome assembly